UUGUAUGAGAUUUAUACAGACGGGUAUACAGUGUAUUUGAUCUUGGAGUUAUGUGAAGGGGGUCAGCUUUUUGACAGGAUUGUUGAGCACUACGAGCGGCAGCGGCGUGCCAUAACGGAGCAGCAGGUGGCAGCGUGGAUGACGGAACUGCUAUCUGCCGUUGCGUAUUGUCAUUCGAAGGCGAUCGUACAUCGCGAUAUAAAGCCGGAGAAUAUUUUGUUCGUGGAUGGGAGUGAGUGUGCCCCUUUGAAGUUGAUUGACUUCGGGUUGAGUUCGUCGUUGGAGAAGAUCCGUGAGACGCAGCAUGAGGAAGUGGCUCGGAAGGGCGGUGUGCCUGGCAUGUUGGCGAAAAUGAUGCCAAAGAUUGGAGGGAAGCCGUUGGUAUCGACGAACACAAAGAAGUUGAAGAUGCAGCGUGCGGGAACGCCACACUACAUGGCACCCGAGAUGAUCCGGGGUGCUUAUGAUUGCAAGUGCGACUUGUUCUCUGUUGGGGUCAUCAUGCACCAAAUGCUGUCCGGCGUACACCCGUACUACGUUCCAGGCGUGGACGAUGAAAAAAGCGUGGAAGUAAAAAUCCUCGAAACCAUUCCCCCUCUAACUGGUCCGGAAUGGUCCUUCGUCUCACCCGCCGCCAAGGAUCUCUGUCGCAGCCUACUCCGUCGCACUCCGACUAAACGACUCAGCGCGAGGGAAGCACUGCAACAUGCCUGGUUCGAACUCGUCAAGGCCAACACCUCGACACCCAGCAUCGUCUCCAUGUCCGUCUUCGACGGACUCCGCAACUGGCAAAAUGAAAACAAAGUCAAGCAGGCAGUCGUACAACUCAUUGCUAGAGAACUUAGCGAAAAAGAAAUCUGUGACUUACGACGGAAGUUCAAGACUCUAGAUAAAGAACACGACGGCAUGAUCUCACUAGAAGAAGUACGCGAAGCCAUGCGCGAAGCUGGCCACGAUGUUGUCGAAAGCGACCUUGCCGCCAUAUUCAAAGGCCUCGCAGACGGUGUCGCUGGACGCAUCGGCUGGAACGAAUUCCUAGCUGCGCUCCUAUGCAAACGCAUGACCUUCCAGGAAAAUCAACUGCGCGAAAUCUUCAAGAAACUCGACACCAACAACGAAGGCAAAAUCUCAGCCAACGUUCUCAAAACUGCACUCCGGGGCACCCAAAAAAUUAACAACGAACAAUUCGAAGACGACCUCGAAAAAAUCAGUCCAGAUGGCUUCAUUGACUUCUACGAUUUCGUCGCAAUGAUGACGCCUGAACAAUUCAACGAAACAUAA
Molecule: messenger RNA, 1281 nt
Organism: Gregarina niphandrodes
Lineage: Eukaryota; Apicomplexa; Conoidasida; Eugregarinorida; Gregarinidae
Product: putative calmodulin-domain protein kinase
Exons: 1
Biological process (GO): peptidyl-serine phosphorylation; intracellular signal transduction; protein autophosphorylation
Cellular component (GO): cytoplasm; nucleus
Molecular function (GO): ATP binding; calcium ion binding; calmodulin binding
Source: RefSeq, a predicted model, not a curated record